This is a messenger RNA of Zootermopsis nevadensis, 1002 nucleotides long. RefSeq lists its product as uncharacterized. The record is from RefSeq and is a predicted model, not a curated record. Lineage: Eukaryota; Metazoa; Arthropoda; Insecta; Blattodea; Termopsidae.
AUGUAUGAGUCUUCUACUUCAAUCGGGUAUAAAAACGGGCAGCUUUAGUUACGGAUCGCAGUUCUACUGAGGAGAGAAACAGCAACAUGAAAGUCAAGAUUAUCAUCCUAGCGCUUUGCGCCGUACAGAUCGCUACAGGUUUCAGCGUCAACGAUAUUCUUGAAAAGGCCCAACAGUUAUUUAAUAAUGUUUUGAACGAAGCCGAAACAACGCUAGGAUCGUUCGAAAACCAGUCCAACGAAAUUUUCAGUAAUCUCCUUGACGAUGCCAAAUCGAAACUCAACGACCUAGUGCCAACCAUUGAAAAUGAAAUUACCAAAGAAUUCUCUGAUGUGGCCAACGCGGCUCCCAAAAUUCAAGCAUGCUUAGAAGCAGAAAAGCAAAACCUUUCUGCCAUCGUCGACGAUGCGUACAAACAGGUUCAAACUCUGACUAUAAAGGAGAGCUUGGUGACUGUACCUUUCGUCGGUAAGGUUAACUCCACAAUCAACGAUACAAAGACAUACCUUAAGGAGGUUACUUCAGCUUUGGAGGCAUGCGCAAAACUAUCUUUCCUGAAAAGCGUUAGUUGCUCUACUAAGGUAAUAUCUAAUUCCGAAGACAAGGCCAAAAGUCUUCUCACAAACGUGCAGAGUGAAAUCGAACAGGGAAAGCAAGUUUUAAACAAAGUUCUUCCAGAUGUAUCUGCUACUAUCACCAAAAUCGUUCAGUCAACUGAAGAAAAGGCAGAAGCCAUCGGCACUGAAAUAGUGCAGUGUGUCCAAACUUCUCUAAAGGCUUAAUUAAAUUCAGGCUGCAGAUCAUUACUGAAUGUCGUCGAUUUUUCUGCCAAGUCUUAAUGUAUAGUCUACAUAGACACAAAUAACAACACUAAUGUUCUGAUAAAUGUUCCAGACUAUUUUUCAGGUAUCAAAACAGCAUAAUUAUGAUAAUAAUGCACGUCUUAUGUUAUUAUAUGAAAAUUUUGUUAAUUGAAGCACAAAUAAAUUAGUUGACAAAAUA